AAUCUGUCAGUCGUUGAGGACGUGGCGUGGCGAAAACCCCGGAGAGAGGAGCACAAAGAGAGGCAGCCUGUGCAAACUCGCUGACACGACAGCGGCUCUGUUCUUCCACGUGGACCCUGUCAUUGACCAAAACACUCCGGUCUCCGUGACAGCCGUGGAGCGCGCCUGCCACCGCCGUUGCGCAGUGCAGACUGGGAGGCGCGACCAGGGCGGUGCGGGGCAGAGGUGUUCUCCAGAUGUGAACCUUAAAAAAAUUUAAAGCUUUUUACUGUCCACACAUCAACUAUGCAGACAGGUGUGUUCACGGAUUCUCACCUGGGGAGGUCGGUCCCAUGUGUCCUGUACCUGUUUAUACACUUGUGCCAGGCUGCACCAGGUCUACCUGGGACACAAAGGGAGGAAUCAGUUGAUGUCCGCCCCGCUGUAGUAGCGCUAGCCAAUCCCUUCGGCACCGGAGAAGAGGACCGCAGAUUGCUGCAAAGUUACAUCCAAUCCAGUCUGAAGGAUGGCCAAGGAGGACCAGAAAUUAGCACCUGGGAGCAAGAGGUGUUCUUCCUGUUUCGUCUUUAUGAUUACGAUCGCAGUGGGCUCCUGGAUGGCUUGGAGAUGAUGAAGCUACUUUCAGACUAUAACUCCCAUCAUACACCUGGAGCACAGGCCAAUGAGCCGGUGGUGUCUAUGGUAGAUUUUUUACUCCAGACUCAGGAUCUAAACCAGGAUGGCCUUUUGGCCCCAUCCGAGCUGCUGUCUCCUUCAUUACCUCACACACAGGACUCCAGCAACAACAAUGCACCUCACCAGAAGCAGGAGGUGGCAGCUGAGGAAAAGCUGUCAAAUCCAAGCACUGACGAGGGCAAGGCAGGAGCAGCAGAGCACAGAGAGGAGGGUCAUGAGAAGGUGCAGCCUCAUGAUGAAGAGCAACCUCAACAGGAAGUAAAGACAGAAGAAGAAGAGGUCAUAAAUCAAGUAGACGAACAGCAUGGACAACAAAUCCCAGAAGCCCCAGCAGCAGAACAGGGACAGGACCACAAAGUGCCUGUUCAUCAGGGGCAACCAGAGAUGUGAAUGCACACACACACACACACACACACACACACACAGGUCCACAUAAUAAUUUCUAAAUAAUGAUCAAGUUAAAAAAAAUACCACUAAUGAUCUUUCUCUUGAUUACAUUUCUGAAAUUCUACUAUCCAUUUAAUUUGACUGAUAAACACAUAGAUGGCUGAGUAAUGAUGAAGAUGAAUGUAUUGAAAGUAUUUCUCUCGCUAUAUUUGAAAACCUUUUCUACAACCAGCUGGUUUUAGUUAUGUUAUGCAAAGAUUCCAAGAGCUGUUAAAGGGACAAAAGCCCUGAAUUCAAAACGCAAUAUUAUUCAUAUUAGUAAAACGGAAGCCAUCCUUAAUAGGGAUUGAAUAUUUUUUUCUGUUCCCAGCAAAUUGUAUACAAAAGUUGUUAAUCUAAUUUUAAAUCAUUUGAAAGGUGUAACAUUUGUAUUUUAUUUGCUUUAAUGUAUUGCACAUUCCUUAUGUAUUUGUGUUUUCAUGUACACACUGAUUGGCCUUAUUGUGUCUGACCCACUCUAGGAUUAGGAUUUCCACCUAGUACUUAUGCAUCAGGACUGUUAUGUAGUUAUGUCCUUUACAGACAGCAUUCAUUUAGCCAUGAAAUUACAUUUGGUCUUCCUUGAGUAUUUCCUCAGCAUUCUGAAUGACUUAAUUAAUUUACUAAAUAAAAUAAGGUUAAUCAGAAAAAAACACAUUUAUUAUUAUGCAGUAUUGACUAAGUCUUUAUUUAUUUUGAUGUACUUGUAUUCGAUCCAAUAAUCACUAAAUUUUGAUGAGGAUUUUGUUGUGCCUGAAUGAGGUACCAUGAAUCACUUAUUCCACCAGUCUUUAGGCUACAGGCCAAAACAUUUUCAUCUUCAAAAUUAAUUACUUUAAGGAAGGCCCCAUUGAAAUAAUAUUAGAUGUAAUGUAAUACUGAAUCCAGGUAUUAUCUGCAAACUUGAAAUGUGUUUACAGUAUGAAAGGGUUUUGUUGUAAUUUUUUUGUUUACCUUCUUCAACCAUUUAUACAGCUGGAGAAAAUAAAACAAACAUGUCUUGUC
This is a messenger RNA of Sander lucioperca (pikeperch), 2106 nucleotides long. RefSeq names its product cell growth regulator with EF-hand domain 1 (gene cgref1). The coding region runs from base 286 to 1065 and encodes 259 amino acids. Gene Ontology annotation, molecular function: calcium ion binding. The transcript is spliced from 8 exons. The record is from RefSeq and is a predicted model, not a curated record. NCBI's taxonomy places the organism in Eukaryota, Metazoa, Chordata, Actinopteri, Perciformes, Percidae.